ACACACACACACACAUACACAUCACCUCGAAACUGGGAGCUGAUCGAGUUUCUCGCUGUAAAAUCUCCCGCCAUCUCCGGCACUGUACAACAUAACAUCAACACGGCAUCGUCUGCAGCGCGAGAAACUUCCCUCUCGAGGACAGGCCUGCACCACCCUCUUCUGGACCACAGAGCAGUAGCCGUAAAAAAGCGGAACAAUACCAUCGAGGGAUAUAAACUCGACGAGUGACGGACAAUGGCAACACCAAUAAGAGAUGCUCCUCGAAGACGAUCUUCCAGACAGGCUCUGGCCAUAAUUCCAGAUACUACCAUCUCAAAUUCAUCGCCGCUUGCAGUUGGUGCUACCACUAGAGGGAGAGAAAGUAUGGAACCAAGCAAACCAGCUCCAAGUCCCGAUGAAUUGGUUAUACAAAAAAGAGGCAGACGCAGUAUGAUUGUAUGGUCACCCGAAGCUGAUGGUACCAAGAGAGAAUCCAUCUUUAGCGAUCGUACACCUGGGAAGACUCCUAAAAAGAAAGGUGAUCAAGAAAAACAAGAUAAACAAUACAAAAACACACCUAGAAAGAAACUUAAUUUAGGAGAGGACGAUAUUGAGAUGCUAUCAGAACAGCCCAGAGUUUCACCCAAACCAUUCACUGGUGAAUUAAUCAAUGGACUUAAAGGUUUGAGUAAAGAACAAUUAAUUAAAAUGUUGAUGGAUCUCAUACAGUUAGAAGAAGAUCAAGGAUUAGAACCUAACAAUAGUUUAAGAGAAAUAGUGAUGAAAAAUAUGCCAGUAGCUGAUAUACAACCACUCAAAGAAAGACUGUCUUCUAUAAGACAAAAUAUUUCUGCUAGUCUAGUAUCUUCAAAUGAAGAUGAACCACCGUAUACUCGAGCUGUCAUUCAUUUGGACAAUUUUCAGAAAGCUAUCAUGGAGCAUACAAAAAUGCUAACAGAUUCUCAACAUUGGUCAGCUACUAUUCAAUAUAUAUUUGCUGCUUGGUCAAUUACUCGGGAUCUUCCAGAAUGGAAAAAUAAUGGUGUGCAAAGCGAGAGACAACGGAGCUUUAAACUUUUAGCAGACACUUGCUACAACGCAUUGGAAGAAGGAAAAUUUUCAACAAAUACGCUCAAUAUCUACAAAGAAAAACUGAAGACGUAUGUUGGAGAUUAUGACGACAUCAAUCGUUGUAUACAAUUUAUAAAAAAAGCGAGUGCGUGACUCCCACCUGAUCGGUUAGAAUAAACCAAUGUGACAUAAUUUUAUAAUGUAUAUAUCUUUAUAUAUAUUACUGAUGAUAAUAUAUAUUUAAAAAAAUGAUUUUUUUAUAUAUUCGCGUAAUGUUGGACACAUGAGCCGAUAUCAAAUCAGUGAUUAGUUUUAUGACAACGUCAUUUCAGACGCAAAGACUCAUAAGUUAAAAUGAACCAGUAAUCAAAUCUGUUAUAACUGUAUAUCAUUAGCAAGAUCUGUUAUUUUUGUUUAUGUACACGGAUACCACUGACAACUGCAUUAAUAUUAUUGUGUAUACUUUCAUAAAGUAGAGUAACUUCUUGUGAUAGUAUUAUUGUACAUGUAUUUCUAGCAUAUAGCAAUGUUCAAUUUAUUUUUAUCUAUUUUUAUUAACGAGUUGUAUCUUUACCUAUUGUUUAUAGUCGUAUUUGACCAUAAAUUAAUGCGGACGAGAUUAUGUCAAACCAGUGAAUAAGCAUGUUAAGAUAUUUAUAUAUAAUGUUUGUAUUAUAUUUAUAGCAAAAAAAGAAAUAUUUUCAUAUGAAGAUAUAGAUCAGAGUAUAAUAAAUGACGUCGUAGCAAUUA
This is a messenger RNA of Trichogramma pretiosum, 1803 nucleotides long. RefSeq lists its product as uncharacterized. Gene Ontology annotation, cellular component: nucleus. The coding region runs from base 238 to 1206 and encodes 322 amino acids. Gene Ontology annotation, biological process: proteasome localization; nuclear protein quality control by the ubiquitin-proteasome system. The record is from RefSeq and is a predicted model, not a curated record. NCBI's taxonomy places the organism in Eukaryota, Metazoa, Arthropoda, Insecta, Hymenoptera, Trichogrammatidae. The transcript has 6 exons.